AUGAGGGCGUUUAAGCCAAACAAUCCAAGUGGUGGAGGGGAUGAAGAAGAAGAAGAAAGGCGUAAAAAGUUUACCGAUAUCUCUAAAGAUCUAAGUUCUUUGUGGGGGAGAAAGAAGAUGCGAACACCACCCGAGGCGGAGGCGGCGGCGGCGGAGGGUUUAUUGAACCUGGGGAGAGGUAAAGAAGGCCCCUACUGCCAUAGCGCUUGCUUUCGCGAUGGGAUCGGCCGCCAUUUGUUCUACUGCAACUGCAAGAACCCAGCCGGUGAGGAUAAUGCCGCCGCUCAUCGCAACAAGGUACCGGAGGCUUUUGAUCUCAACCAGCUGCCGCCGCCGCCGCCGCCGGAGAAAUCUGAUGAUGAAGAAAUUCAGGGCGGAGGAGAGCCACAUGAGGCGGCGCCGGCGGCCGCCGCUGAAGGAGAUGAACAUAUCCAGGAGCCUGGCAGUUCCAAUGAAGAUAGUGAAAUGGAAGAAUCCGGUGGCAGCUCCAAGAACUCGCCGUCGUCGCCGUCGACGGACCCGGACCCUGUUUGCCCCUACUGCGAUAGGUUUUACUUUGGCGGCGAGGGGCUCGGCAGCCUGUUCUGCUGCAACUGCGGUUACCAAUCUGAUGAGGAUGCCCAUUACAAGCCGCCGCCGCAGGAGUAA
Ipomoea nil (Japanese morning glory) is the source of this 648-nucleotide messenger RNA. RefSeq lists its product as uncharacterized. The record is from RefSeq and is a predicted model, not a curated record. Bases 1 to 648 code for a protein of 215 amino acids. The transcript has 2 exons. Lineage: Eukaryota; Viridiplantae; Streptophyta; Magnoliopsida; Solanales; Convolvulaceae.